AGCAAGGCAUACAUAUCAGGAGAAAGACCUGAAACAUUUGAAGGCAUUCAAACAAUGGAAAAGUUCCACAGUGUUCUAGAUUUCUGCCUCAGCCACCAGAAAGCACUAGGCUAUGGUGCAGUGUCCUUGCUGACUCUUGGCAGUGAGCGCAUCUUUUCCAUUGUGGUGUUCAAAUGCCCAUGCAACUCCUGGAAUUUGCUCUAUGGCACAGUUUUCCUCCUGGUGCCAGCACUGAUUCUAUUUCUGCUUGGAUGUCUGGUGAAUACCCGAUCCUGGAAGGUGCUCACUGGAUGUUGUGCACCUGGCAGGCUGUGUCGAUGCCCUCAUGCAAAUCGCCUUUGGCGCUACUUGCAAGUGCUGUGGCUGGUGAUGGUCACGGCCGCUGUGGCUCCCUUCACAUGGAUUGCUGUGGCCUUACUGGGAGGCAACUUCUAUGAAUGUGCAGCGACUGGGAGUGCCAUUGUGCAGAGCUAUAUGUGCAAAGACCAAGGGGAAGAGUGCUUCAAGAAGGUGCUUCAAGUGCCCUGCCAAAGCUCUUUGUCUUCUCAGGAGAUGCAAGAUAUGCUUACAAGCCUUCGAGCCCAGUCUCAGGUGAUGGGAUGGAUACUGAUCGCCAGCAUCUUCACAUUGGCCCUGGCAGCCACCUGUAUCUCCCACUGCCGCUCUCCAGUCAGUAUUCUUCAGCUUGCAUUCUGGAAAAUGUACCUGAAAAAGGAGCAGGAGCUUUUUGAAGCUAAGGCCAAGGAACAUGCAGCUCACCUGGCAGAGAGUAACAUCAAGUGCUUCUUUGAUUCUACCCAGCCAGAACCAUUUCACACUCCAAGUACCAAAGCCUGGAAUAGCAUUUCCUCCUUGUUUGCCUUUAAUCCUGAAAAGCAUUACUAUAGCAUGAUACACAAGUACAUUAGCUCCAAAACCAGCAGUGGCAGCAUUAGAUCAGUUGAUGGAGAUACCUUUCCCACUUGUCUGGGGUUUGUGGAUGGAGCUGGACAUUCUGAGUCCCAAGUGCUAUAAUCAGAACUUUAAAAGUCAAAGCGCUGGGACUAGCUUCACCAUCAACAUGGAUGAUGGUGUCUUCUCUCACUUCUCUCAGAUUUCCCUGUUCCAUCAUCAGCUGUGUACAUUUCCCCAACUACAAGUUUUUAGGAACUCUUCCUAUUGCUUUGUGUUAAAUAGGCUACUCCUGGUACAGAUCAACAUUGCAAAAAUGAGUGAAGUGGCAAAAGUUUUUUUCUGAUGUUAGGAAAAGAAGCAUCUAAAAAAAUCUUGAGUAGGUUUGCUUGUAAUACAUGUGCAUAUGCUCUCACACACAUAAACACACAAAACUGGCUGAAUUUGUUCAAACUUCUUGUAACAGGGAUUUUCAUGAUGUAGUUGGCCAACAAAAGUUAGGAUAUAAAAGAUAUAAAAUAAUUACACACACGUGCACAUAUACGCACACACAAUCAGUACACAAUCUAAAGUAAUACAACCAUACUCUAUAUAUAUUCAAAAACAACACAACCAUAGUAUAUAUUUAAACAAAUUACCUCACUAGAAGGUUGCCAUCCAGUCUCCUGUCAUGAUGAGCCUGCCCUUCCCAAUUUAUGGCUUGCACUGUUGAUUAUGGUAAGAUGACAUUUUUCAUGCUUCUAUUAUAAAAACUAGAUUGUGAUUGCAUUAUAGAAAAUCUGUCUUCUUGAUGAUGAUUAGUUUUGCCUUUUAAAAACUCAAGCAUUAAAGAUGUUCUAUUCUUAAUGUUUCAUUCAUAUGAUCAUUACGUAUAUGAGUAUUUCAGAAGGUAACUUUUUGAGGGAAAUCCCUGUUUUUGUAUCUAUUUGAACAGCUCUUUUAAAGGAAUGACAGACCUGUAGGCCGUGAUCCAGAGAACCCCAUAGGUGUAUGUACUGUAGGUGCAUCCAGGGUGGAAACUAUAUGGCUCUUCAGAUGUUGCUGAACAGCAACUUCCAGCAUUCUUUACCAUUGGCUGUGCUGGUCAAGCCUGCUGGAAGCUGCAGUUCAACAUCUGAAGGGCCUCGUGAUUCCAUUUUAGAUUUCAAAAGAGCCGCACAGUGGGCUCUAGCAUAUUCAAGCAUUGUUAAAACUUCAUAGAUCUCUAUUUCAGUAUUUUAGUGCUGAAUGAAGCUUACACAUUUAAACUGGAAAGUCUUUCAUGCAUGAGAAUGUGUCUGAAAGGCUUCCAAAUUAAUGCUUUCUGUUUUUAUUAUUAUUAUUAUUUUGAUGCUUACAUUAUAACAGCAACAACCAAAAACACAGUAUACAUCCAUUCCUAAUUAAACAAAAAAAAAGUAAAAAGAAAUUUUCAUACUUUCCUUGUAUCUUUCUUAUAUUUGAAUUCAUAUAUUACCAAACAUUUUAAUACUUUCCCUCUAACUUAAAAUUCUAAUCUGCCCUUUCCCACCCUAUCCCAACCAUUCCAUCCUAUCCAUCUGUUCUUUUAUAACAUUUCUUCUAUUGGCAUAUAAUUGAACAGGUUUUAUCUGAAUUCUUUUUCACGCUGUUCUCAGAAUAGAGUACAAAGUAUGUAUAACCAUCCGUGAUUUGCUAAGUGUAUAAAUAACUAUAUAUAACCAUUUCUCAUGUUAAUCUAUUUAGAAAUGCUUCAAAUAACACCUAUUAAUCCAUUCUGUCCCUUCCAUUCAUACCUGCAUACUUGGUAACAAAGAUAGAUGCAAGAUCUUAAUAUAAUCAGUUUAUCUCUGAUAAAUCUGAAUAUAAUUACCCCUUUAAAUUUGUCAUUUUAGUAUUGGUAUUCAUGUCUAAGUUAACUAAUAUAAGAUAACUAUAGCUGAUGGGUAUGAUUCGAUUUCCAUGCCAGAGAGAGGAUAAAUGUCUACUUUGUUAUACUGGAUUUGUAUAAGUCUUAAUGUGAUAAUAUUUCUAGGGGUAUUUAUGUCCAAUGUUCUUUACAGAAGUUUUUAAAAGAGUCCCAAUCCUUAUCCGAGUCGUCCAUCCAUUUUCCAUUCAGGUAGUUCAUUAAUCUAUCAAGCUGUAUCAUAUCUAAAAUUUUCCUUAACCAUUCAUCUACUGAUGGUGUUUCUUUCUCUUUCCAUUUUUUUGCAUAAACCAUCCUGGCGGUUGUUAUUAAAUAUAGGAUUAUUCUUAUAUGCUUCCUCUCUUCUUUUUCUUCAAUCAUAUUUAAUAAGAAACUUUCUGAUUUAAAAUUUAUGUUAAUGUGAAGUAUUUUUUGAAUCGAAUUUUUUUUAAUGAAUUUUUUUCCAAUAUGAAUUUGCUUUCACGCAGGUCCACCAAAUAUGAUAUAGCGUUCUUUGAUUUUUAAGACACUUCCGACAUUUUCCUUUUUCUGUCUUUUUCAUUUUAGCCAAUUUGUUGGGGGAGAGGUACCAGCGAUGAAUCAUUUUAUACAAAUUUUCUUUCAUGUCCAUUGAUAAAGUCAAUUUUAAAUCUUGGCCCCAAGCUCUUUCCCAAUUUUGUAAUUUGAUGGUAUGUCCGAUGUUUCUUGCCCAUUUGAUAGUACAUUCUUUAACUGACUCGUUUUCCAUUUCUCUUUUCAGUAGUAGAUGAUAGAGCUUGGAUAUGAUGGACUUUUUAGCUUUUAAAAUCAUUUCAUCUAAUUCAUUUUCAUUGUUUGUAAUACCUUCUAAUUUUAAAUCUAUUUAAAAUCUUUCUUUAAUUUAUCUGUAUGGGAACCAGGAACAUUUAUAUCCAUUUUCUUCUAACAUUUUGUUUGUCUUGAGGGUAGGCAUUUUAUUUUUCCAUUCGAUUAGAUCUGAAUAUCGUAAAGGGGUUCUUGUGUCGGAUGAAAUUUCAAUUUUUCAAGCCUCUUGUGGGGAAAUCCAACAUGGUAUUUGUCUGUAAAAUUUAGAUUUAAUUUUAUUCCAAACUGACAAAUUAAUGCUUUCUGAAUUUCAGUGCAGGUGUUCUGUAUAAUCCAUUCAAAUAAAUAAACAUGCCUUAAUUCAUCAGGUAAAGUCAACUAGAUGCAGAUAGGCAUAUGUCAAUCUGAACAUACUUUUGUUCCUGAAUUAUGGAAAAAAAACCCACUAAUGUUUUCUUAAAUGUCCCAAUACAACACUAUUGCACAGCCAAA
Sceloporus undulatus (fence lizard) is the source of this 4051-nucleotide messenger RNA. Its product is annotated as calcium homeostasis modulator protein 6-like. Gene Ontology annotation, molecular function: monoatomic cation channel activity. Lineage: Eukaryota; Metazoa; Chordata; Lepidosauria; Squamata; Phrynosomatidae. The transcript has 2 exons. Bases 55 to 1014 code for a protein of 319 amino acids. The record is from RefSeq and is a predicted model, not a curated record.